UUAGUGAGCACAGAUUUCUCAGAUGUAUUUCUUGCUUUCUUCUUCAAUGCCUUCAAUGCUUUUCUUCAGCUCACCUUUCACAAGGACCGACAGAGCUGACCUCUGUCUAGCGCCAUUACAAAGGAAUGGAAAUACUUUAUUGCUCUAUAUCCUUUUGAUGAGCAUCAGAUGGUCGACUGGUUUUGAGGAUGGUUACAUUAGGCUGGCUGGAGGCCAAGAUUACGCUGAGGGCCGUGUGGAGAUCUUUCAUAAUGGAGUUUGGGGGACUGUGUGUGAUGAUGACUGGGACAUAAAUGACGCUCACGUAGUGUGUCGACAGCUAUGUUUUCCCAGUGCAACAGAAGCUCUAGGGUCUGCUCAUUUUGGCAAUGGCGAUGGUAACAUAUGGAUGGAUAAUUUAGGCUGCAGUGGAGAUGAGGCUAAUUUGUUCCACUGCACAUUUCCUGGGUGGGGGGUCCAUAACUGUGGUCACUCUGAAGAUGCCGGUGUUAGAUGUGAAAACGGGCCUAACACUGGCUGCAAGAAUGCAGAUGUGGAGUACGCUUUGGACCACAAUGCAAGCCUCUCUCAUCAGCUGGGGGAACUGUUCGACAGUGGACGUGACUGUGACUUGACCAUUUCAGUGGUAGUAGACAAUAACACUGUAGAGACAAUCUGUGCUCACAGGGUCAUCCUCUCCCUGAACUCAAACCUCCAAACUUCACAGCCAGACAUCAACAGCCUCAGACUUGAUGUCACCUAUGAGUGCAGAGAACAUGCCAACACAGUUAUCAGGUACUUCUACACAAGGAAGAUUCAAUUCACACUACCCUCUGUCUAUUGCAUUCUCAACAUGGCUUCUCAGUGGGGUCUGACAGAACUUCAUAAUGAGGCUGCAAGUAUUUUCAGACAGUUUCUACCCGAGGACCCCACCUUCCAGAGUCCAAACUCUUUCUACAGGUAUGCAGUUUAUACAGGGGAUGAAGCUCUGCAAGAAGUCUCUCUCCGCUACCUGGCAUGGAACUGUGAGACACUGAUCCAGUCCCAGGUUUGGACAAGUCUUCCAUUUGAUCUUGUCAAAGCUCUUCUGUCCCGCUCAGACCUCGUGGUGCGCAAUGAGACCGCCAUUUUGAGUGCACUGGAGAGAUGGGCGGCAGCCCAAAGUAUCACAACUAUUCCUGAGGUGCUUUUGAAGCUUGUCCGCUUCCCAAUGAUACCAGCUGAGGACUUAUACACACUAGACAGCUCAAGGUACCAUGCCAGCAAGCUGCAGGGGUUUCAGUUCAAUGCUUUGCCCUUCAUGCCGCUGAUCAGUGACGUGUCAGAGGAAGAAAACGUUUACACUUCCAGGAUUUACACUGGCCCACCAUGGAGCUUUACCUUCAACUUCCACAUUUUUAAAGCUCAUAAGGACUUUGGGUACUACACUCUUCAAGGCCAGACCAUCAGUACUCUGACAUCUGAUUUCCAAACACCUGUCCAUAAUGGCGCUUAUUUUGCUUUUCACAGCAUACGCUGGAAAACAGGGGUCUAUAGCAGCGACGAAGAAUGCACAACAGAAGGCUUCACUUGCUCUUCUUUACCAGCAGUUAGUUUGAAAAUUGAAGAAAAGAAGAAUGACUUGCCCAGUGAGAUGGAGGGACGUAUUCACUACAGCAAUAAGCUUGUUGUUAUGUGUGAAGGGAGGUACGUGUUUCAUGUUGAAGAAUUUGCUGCUGAUGAUAGUGGAAGCCUUAUAUUUGUUCCCAGCGGCACGGAACAAGUUUAUCCAUGCCACUCGGACCACUUCUCAUACCAAGUGGUGGUGCGUCCUCACUACUCAACAGGUUAAGGUUUGGAUCCUUUUGGGAACCUCAGCAAAAGAGAAAGAUACCUGCGGAUCAGCAUACUAUCAGAUUCACUUUACGCUGAACACGAAACAGUAUUUUAUCCAGUGAAUCCAAACGUGAACAAGCUUGCCCUACAAUUACACAAUGGAAUGCGUUUCUAUGGCUUGUUCAGGCUGCCUAUGAUGUCUUGCCUUGUUUAAUGCAGUCUUUGUUUUUAAUCUGAGUCUGUUGUUGAAACCUGUUCUCUCAUCCUGUUAUUGACACCAUAAUCAUUUAUAAACUUAACUUUAACACGAACAAUAAAUAAACAAUAAAAAGAUUCUACAGUCAACAUCACAUUAAAGAGGAAAAACAAUAAAGGAUUCAUUAAGGGAGCAGUUAUGUUUCUUAGAAGCAAAGUCAAAGUCCUUACCUUAAUUUGAUAGAAAUGCUGUGAAAGGAUCUGAAGCGAACAAUUCAUAUAAGGAAACGCACCAACAUGUCAGAACUGAAGAGGUUCUGUACUGAGGAGAGCUCAGUUCUUAAUCCCAUUCUUAAUCCAUAGGGUUUAAUAUGAUGUCGGCCCACCUGUUGCAGCUAUAAGAGCUUCAACUGUACUGGGAAGGUUUUCCACAAGGUUUAGGAGUGUGUUUAUGGCAAUUUUUGGCAAUUCUUAUUGGUGAGGUCAGACACUGAUGUUGGACAAGAAGACCUGACUCACAGUCUUCACUCUAAUUCAUCCCAAAGGUGUUCUGUCAGGUUGAGGUCAGGACUCUGUGCAGACCAGUCAAGUUCUUCCUUACCAGCCUCCCUCAUCCAUGUCUCUAUGGACCUUGCUUUGUGCACUGGUGUAAAGUCAUGUUGGAACAGGAAGGGGUCAUCCUGAAACGGUUCCCACAAAGUUGGGAUCAUGGAAUUGUCCAAAAUCUCUUGGUAUGCUGAAUAAUUCUCUUUCAGUCUCUUUCACUGGAACUAAGUGGCCAAGUCCAGCUCCUGAAAAACAUUUUCCCCCCUCCGCCAAACUUCACCCUUGGCACAAUGCAGUUAGACAAGUACCGUUCUCCCAGACUGGUCCAUCAGAUUGUGGGAUGGAGAAGCGUGAUUCAUCACUCCAGAGAACGUCUCCACUGCUCUAGAAUUCAGUGGUGGUGUGCUUUACACCACCGGAUCUGAUGCUUUGCAUUGCACUCGGUGAUGUAUGACUUGGAUGUAGCUGCUCGGAUGGCAGCUCAUUCCACAAAGUGUUCUUGAGCUAAUCUGAAGGCCACGUGAAGCUGGAGGUCUGCAGUGACUGACUCUGCAGAAUGUUGGCAAUCUCUGUGCACUAUGUGCCUCAGGUGUUUGAUUUUACACAGCUGUGGCCAUGGAAGUGAUUGGAACACCUGAAUUCAGUUAUUUGGAUGGGUGACUGGAUACUUUUGGCAACAUAGUGUAUAAGCAGUUACUGGAAACACUUAAUACUACUAUUGCUGCACAAGGGGGUCAUAACAGAUGCUGGAAACAACGUUUCACAUACUUUUGCAAUUCAUAGGCAUGUACAAAUGAUUCAUUUUCUUAAAGAAAUAAAUACACAAGUAUAAUAAAGCUGUUUCACGUG
Molecule: messenger RNA, 3384 nt
Organism: Mugil cephalus (flathead mullet)
Lineage: Eukaryota; Metazoa; Chordata; Actinopteri; Mugiliformes; Mugilidae
Product: galectin-3-binding protein A-like
Exons: 6
Coding region: 23-1810 (595 amino acids)
Cellular component (GO): membrane
Source: RefSeq, a predicted model, not a curated record